Molecule: messenger RNA, 1795 nt
Organism: Magnolia sinica
Lineage: Eukaryota; Viridiplantae; Streptophyta; Magnoliopsida; Magnoliales; Magnoliaceae
Product: NADPH--cytochrome P450 reductase-like
Exons: 8
Coding region: 210-599 (129 amino acids)
Cellular component (GO): cytosol
Molecular function (GO): FMN binding; NADPH-hemoprotein reductase activity; flavin adenine dinucleotide binding
Source: RefSeq, a predicted model, not a curated record
CCAUUUUCCCAACCUUCUCUUCGUUUUCUAGGGUUUUCAAAAGUUCUGACAGUAAAGAAAAAGCCGAAGAGCUUCCUCUCUUCAGCUCCUAAAUCCUAGAAAUUUCAUACCACCAUACCGUCGAACUCGAGCUCCUUCGGAUCGAUCUCGGCAUUUACUUCGAAUCGGCCUGUGUCUCCGAUCCCAUCCUCGUCGCAUUCACCACAGCCAUGUCGUUCGGCCUCGCCUUUUUCGUGUACAGACGGUUCUCUUCAGAUCGCGGGAAGCUGCAUUUGAAGAUUGUCGAAGCACCACAUAAGAUCUCAGCGGGGAAGGAGGAUCCGGAGGCCGUUGCGGAUCCUGGGAAGACGAAGGUUACAGUCUUCUUCGGGACUCGGCCUCGGGAGGCCGAGGGAUUUGCUAAGGGAAACGAAAGGAGUGUCUGGCUUCAACAGCUCACUUAUGGUGUUUUUGGACUGGGCAAUCAUCAAUAUGAGCAUUUCAAUAAGAUUUCAAAAGUGGUGGAUGAGGUACUUAAUGAACAGGGUGCGAAGCGUCUCAUUCCAGUGGGUUUUGUUGAUGAUGAUCAAUGUAUUGAAGAUGACUUUACUGAUUGGUGAGAGUUACUCUGGCUUGAAUUGGAUCAGAUACUCCGAGAUGAGGAUGAUGCUACAACAGUCUCUACUCCUUAUGCUGCUUGAGUUCCCGAAUAUUGGCUAGUGAUUCAUCAUCCCACAAUUUCAGCUUGGGAGGAUAAAUAUGCAAACGUGGCAAACGGUAAUGCUGUAUUUGAUAUUCACCAUCUGCGCAGAGCUAAUGUUGCCGUUCAAAGGGAGCUCCAUAAGCCUGAUUCUGACCGCUGUUGCAUACAUCUGGAGUUUGACAUAACGGGCACUGGCCUUAUGGAGGUGUAGAUUCAUCCUAGGCAGACGCUGUGGUGAAAAAUCUCCAGAUGGAGGGACGGAAUCUUAGAGAUGUCUGGUGAUCCUUUGUUCCAACAGCCAUCUUUUUUGUCAUGGCGACAUGCUCCGGCUUUCUCCCCAGAUAUGGUGGUUGGUGUUAUCUAUUGUGUUUGUUCAACUAAGGCUGUUGGGAAGCAUGCCUCGCAAAUUCUCCAUGGCAAUGCCAAUGACAUGAAACAGAUGCACGGCUUUACUGCAGAAGACUAACAAGGAUCCACAAAUGCUUGUGCUUGAGAUGCCAUGAUUUCUUUACACCAGACAAACAUUCUGAGCUUGCAAUGUGUGUAUUUCAAUGGUUCAAAAUCCAGAUGAGGAUGUCCAAACUAACCCAUAUUUGAAAUGGGAACUCCUUGGAUUUGCAUGGGUUAGUGGAGCUGAGGGGUGUGGAGCUUUUUACAUUCUGUGGUGACCAAUGGAGACAAAUGCAGCAUGGUUCCCCUUCAACCAGCAAAAGGCCAAAUAUUCUAUAGCAAGAUUUUCCAAUAUCGGGGAUGUUAGAUUCAGGUGUCAUCGACAUAGAGGCUCGUCGUAUUUUGAUCACUGGCCCUUGGUGGCUCACAUACCCACAAUGAAACACCCAACAGCUGACUGCAUACUUGUCUUGUGCCUUUUCGGUUUCUCUUUCCAUGGGCUGCUGGAAGUAGGCAUGAUGGAGCCUCCUAUUACGUGCCCUCUUCUAUGCAGUUGACAAAUAUAGCUGACAUUUUGGACUCGUGAUAUUUGAAAAAUAUAGAAAACAGUAUUAUACCAAGUGUUUCAGAAAUAUGAGCAGCUUUUGACAUAUCACGUUGUUUACUCAUGAAAUUAUUGUGAUUUUAACCCAGAUAAUAAUAAAGCUUGAACAAUUCAUUUUA